Molecule: messenger RNA, 1307 nt
Organism: Choloepus didactylus (southern two-toed sloth)
Lineage: Eukaryota; Metazoa; Chordata; Mammalia; Pilosa; Megalonychidae
Gene: TALDO1
Product: transaldolase 1
Exons: 8
Coding region: 16-1149 (377 amino acids)
Biological process (GO): carbohydrate metabolic process; pentose-phosphate shunt, non-oxidative branch; pentose-phosphate shunt
Cellular component (GO): cytoplasm; intracellular anatomical structure
Molecular function (GO): transaldolase activity
Source: RefSeq, a predicted model, not a curated record
CGCCCGCCGCGCGCCAUGUCGGGUUCCCCAGUGAAGCGCCAGAGGAUGGAGUCGGCGCUGGAGCAGCUGAAGCAGUUCACCACCGUGGUGGCCGACACCGGCGACUUCCAGGGUGAGGCGGCGCCCGCGCAUCGCGGCCGAGGGUCGGUGCCGCCGCCUGGGUGCGGGUCCCGGGGAUCGCGGGCCUGGUUCGGAGCCGCCCUCGCCCGCCCGUCCGGUCCCGCCUCGGCAGCCAUCGACGAGUACAAGCCCCAGGAUGCCACCACAAACCCCUCGCUGAUCCUGGCUGCCGCUCAGAUGCCCGCCUACCAGGACCUGGUGGAGGAGGCCAUGGCCUACGGCAAGAAGCUGGGCGGACCACAAGAGGAACAGAUUAAGAAUGCUAUUGAUAAACUUUACGUGUUAUUUGGAGCAGAAAUACUAAAGAAAAUCCCUGGGCGUGUGUCCACAGAAGUUGAUGCCCGGCUCUCCUUUGACAAGGACGGGAUGGUGGCACGGGCCCGACGCCUCAUCGAGCUCUACAAAGAGGCUGGCAUCAGCAAGGACCGAAUCCUUAUAAAGCUGUCGUCCACGUGGGAAGGGAUCCAGGCUGGGAAGGAGCUCGAGGAGCAGCACGGCAUCCACUGCAACAUGACGCUGCUCUUCUCCUUCGCCCAGGCCGUGGCCUGCGCCGAGGCGGGCGUGACGCUCAUCUCCCCCUUCGUGGGGCGCAUCCUGGACUGGCACGUGGCAAACACCGACAAGAAGGUGUAUGAGCCCCUGGAGGACCCCGGGGUGAAGAGCGUCACCAAAAUCUACAACUACUACAAGAAGUUCGGCUACAAGACCAUCGUCAUGGGUGCCUCAUUCCGCAACACGGGUGAGAUCAAGGCGCUGGCCGGCUGUGACUUCCUCACCAUCGCGCCCAAGCUCCUCGGGGAGCUCCUCAGGGACGGCUCCAGUCUCUCCCCGGCGCUCUCGGCCAAGGCGGCCCAGGCCAGCGACCUGGAGAGGGUGCACCUGGACGAGAAGGCCUUCCGCUGGCUGCACAACGAGGACCAGAUGGCCGUGGAGAAGCUCUCGGACGGGAUCCGCAAGUUCGCCGCGGACGCCGUGAAGCUGGAGCGGAUGCUGGAGGAGCGGAUGUUCAGCGCCGAGAACGGGAAGUAGCGCCAUGGGCACCGUGCCCCCGGUCGGGUCUGGCCACCCUUGCUUCACAGUGAACCCUGCAUUUUGUACCAAUCGGAAGAGGAACAGAUCACAGAUUUCUGAUUUUUAUGUAAAAUUUUGCCUAACACAUUAAAGCACUUUCCUGGGCUACGUUUCAA